AGAGGGUGUUUCCGGUUCCGGCGGGGAUCUAGCGGGCCGCUUCCUCUCUCCCCCACCGGCCCCCUCAGCGGGAGGCGGGGGGCGGUGGUAGCCGGCUGCCAGGAUGAUGACGACGACGGCGACGGCGACGACGACGAUGACAGGAGCGGCGGCGGCGGCGGCAGCCUGAGGGCGGGGACCCUGCGACGCCCCUCCCGGGGCCGGCGGAGAUGCGGUGGUGACCCCGACCCGAGGCUUCUCCCCGCGGGCCGUCCCCUCCGCCCGCCACCAUGUCCACCUCCUCCCUGCGACGCCAGAUGAAGAACAUCGUCCACAACUACUCGGAGGCGGAGAUCAAGGUGCGCGAGGCCACCAGCAAUGACCCCUGGGGCCCGUCCAGCUCCCUCAUGUCCGAGAUCGCCGACCUGACGUACAACGUGGUGGCCUUCUCGGAGAUCAUGAGCAUGAUCUGGAAGCGGCUCAACGACCACGGCAAGAACUGGAGACACGUGUACAAGGCCAUGACGCUGAUGGAAUAUCUGAUCAAAACCGGGUCGGAGCGUGUGGCGCAGCAGUGCAAGGAGAACAUCUACGCCGUCCAGACGCUGAAGGACUUCCAGUACGUGGACCGGGACGGCAAAGAUCAGGGCGUGAACGUGCGCGAGAAGGCCAAGCAGCUGGUCUCCCUGCUCAAGGACGAGGAGCGGCUCCGAGAGGAGCGCGCCCACGCGCUCAAGACCAAGGAGAAGCUGGCCCAGACCGCCACUGUGGCGUCGGCGGCUCCCGUGCCCCCCGAGGAGCAGGCUUGGCCCCAGAGCAGCGGGGAGGAGGAGCUGCAGCUACAGUUGGCCUUGGCCAUGAGCAAGGAGGAGGCUGACCAGCCCCUGCCGGGCCCCGAGGACGAUGUUCAGCUCCAGUUGGCGCUGAGCUUGAGCCGCGAGGAGCAUGACAAGGAAGAGCGGAUCCGGCGUGGAGAUGACCUGAGGCUGCAGAUGGCCAUCGAGGAGUCUCGGCGAGAGAGCGGUCCCAGUGGGGUCAGGGAGGAGUCUUCCCUCAUGGACCUCGCCGACGUCUUCACGGCUCCGGCCCCUCCCGUCACGGGGGACCCUUGGGGGGCCCCCACCCCCCCCGCCGCCGCGGCCACCACUACUACUUCCGACCCCUGGGGGGGAGCCCCGGCCGGCCCUCCCGCCCCGCCCGACCCCUGGGGGGGCCCGGCUGCUGCCUCGGGGGACCCCUGGAAACCCGCCUCGGCCCCCGGCGCUCCCACCGACCCCUGGGGGGGGCCUCCCGGACCUCCUGCUGGAGAGGGCGGUGGGCCUGACCCCUGGGGGGGGUCGUCGGGCCCGGCCCCGGCCUCCCAGCCGGCCCCGGACCCCUGGGCCCCGGCCCCGGCGGCCCCGGCCUUCUCAGACCCCUGGGGGGGCUCCCCGGUCAAGCCCAGCGCCAACGGCACCGCAGCAGGCAGCGGUUUUGAGGCGGAGACGGAUGAGUUCUCAGACUUCGACCGUCUGCGGUCGGCCCUGCCCGCCUCGGGCAGCAGCACGGGGGAGCUGGAGCUGCUGGCCGGGGAAGUGCCAGCCCGCGGCGCCGGAUCCUUUGACCUGAGCGGGGUGGGAGGCUCCCUGGCGGAGGCGGCCCAGGCCCCCGCCCCGCCCCCGCCCCCUACGCGCAAAACCCCUGAAUCCUUCCUGGGGCCCAACGCUGCCCUCGUGGACCUGGACUCGCUGGUCAGUAGCGCCAAGCCCGGCCCGGCCCCCGGCCCCAAAACCAGCAACCCUUUCCUGCCACCUGGCCCCCCGGGACCCGGCCCCCCACCCACGGGCCCCUCCGUCACCAACCCAUUUCAGCCUCCGCCCGUGCCCCCGAUGACCCUGCACCAGCUGCGCCUCAGCCCCGUCCCGGGCCUGGCGGGCCCCCACCCGUCCCAGCCCCUGCCCUUUGCGCCCCCCAUGGUGGUCCCCCCCGGCCCCCUGACCCCCAUUCUGGGGCCCUCUGGGGCCCCGCCGCCACCAAACACUAACCCCUUCCUCCUAUAACGGGGGACCCGGAUCACUCCCCCUGUACAGAUUCCAGAUGCCCCCGACCAAGAGAUCAGUGUUGUCAGUGCAUGAAUUGCCCCCAACCCCAGCGCCGCGCCCUCCCACCCCU
Messenger RNA from Tachyglossus aculeatus (Australian echidna), 2130 nucleotides. RefSeq names its product epsin 1 (gene EPN1). The record is from RefSeq and is a predicted model, not a curated record. Gene Ontology annotation, molecular function: clathrin binding; phospholipid binding. Lineage: Eukaryota; Metazoa; Chordata; Mammalia; Monotremata; Tachyglossidae. Gene Ontology annotation, cellular component: endosome; clathrin vesicle coat; plasma membrane. Gene Ontology annotation, biological process: endocytosis.